GAACCUUGGUGCGGACUUUUUUCAGGGGGGAGUGCUGGGGCGUGGGGUACGUCGAGCGCGACUCCGAACUGCUGGGCGGCGAGUUCCCAGAGUGCUGCGGAUCUUGGGCAAGGGGCCAGGGAGGUCGACCUGCCAUUGCGGCACGCAUCGCCAAGCAGGGCCUCGAGGCAGGUUUCGCGUUCAGCGUGAACUGCACGGUGCUAAGCGAUGGCGACCUGCAGCUGUCGCCUGUUCGCGAGCUCGAUCCCAUCUACCGUGCCACGGUUGACCCUGUCUGCAUGCUUCAUCGUGUUGUGCGGGGCGGGUGGCUGUCACUGUCCAUCCUGUCAUCGGUGCUGGAGUGGGCGUCUGCGAAUGUUACCUCCUGGUCUCAAGUUCGCGGACCGAUCAGUGCGGCCUCCGUGUCCCUGCUUCGGGUCGGCUGGGCUGUCGCCAGUCUCAGCGCGUGGGUCAACUCGACGAACGGUGUCGUGCACGAGCCGCUGGACUGGUCGCCGUGGUAUACCAAGCAGCCG
Molecule: messenger RNA, 515 nt
Organism: Prorocentrum cordatum
Lineage: Eukaryota; Dinophyceae; Prorocentrales; Prorocentraceae
Source: the annotation of a GenBank genome assembly